This is a messenger RNA of Alternaria arbusti, 501 nucleotides long. RefSeq lists its product as uncharacterized. The record is from RefSeq and is a predicted model, not a curated record. The transcript is spliced from 2 exons. NCBI's taxonomy places the organism in Eukaryota, Fungi, Ascomycota, Dothideomycetes, Pleosporales, Pleosporaceae. The coding region runs from base 1 to 501 and encodes 166 amino acids.
AUGGCGGUCUGUGAUGGCCUCCCCUGUCCUCUCCUUCCACAAGGUGGCUUGCGCCUUCGUGGCAUUCGGUAUCCGCUGUCUGGGCUGCGCGUCAUUGGCAACAGGAUUGUCGAGGCUGGCCCCAGUGUCGUCGUCGCUUCCACUCCAGCCAUCGUGGCCACUGCCUCUUCGGAACCCCCCGCCGGCUACAACACCUUCAGUGCCCCUCCUGUUAUCAUGCAGAACGCACGGAAUACCUCCUGUGCGACUCAGCAUGUCGCCCCUGCCGCCUCUCCAUUUGUGUUUGCCGGCUUCACAGCCCCCUCAAAGUCUCCUCCAGCAAUGCCAUGUCCGGCGAAGACCUUCCCGCCUGCUCUGUCGGAUCCCGUUCCCGUGGCGCCCAUCCAGCCCGCCACAAAUGAGACGAGACAGAUGAGCUUCCAGCCAAGCAAGAGGCCGGGUACUUUUGGCGUAGGUGGCGGCGGGAUUGGAAAGACGAGUGCGGCUCCGAGGAGGUCUUGA